This is a messenger RNA of Chenopodium quinoa (quinoa), 1473 nucleotides long. Its product is annotated as cysteine-rich receptor-like protein kinase 26. The transcript is spliced from 4 exons. NCBI's taxonomy places the organism in Eukaryota, Viridiplantae, Streptophyta, Magnoliopsida, Caryophyllales, Amaranthaceae. Bases 1 to 1473 code for a protein of 490 amino acids. The record is from RefSeq and is a predicted model, not a curated record.
AUGGUAUCAUCACCUUUUCAUGGCUUCCACGUAACAUGUUUCCUCGUUAUUUUCACUUUUUGUCUUAAUUGUGUUUCAUCGACUACUGAGGGGACUAAAGAGUUUAUUGUGAGAAAAGAUUACAUAUGCGACGAUACCAAGGGCACCUAUACUAGUAAUGGUACUUUUAGUUCAAACCUUAAACUUGCAUUUUCCAAUCUCACUACUCUCUCUUCUUCACGCAUCUUCUCCAACAUCACGAUCGGAUCUGACGCCGCUGACAAUGUCUACGCCCUUUAUGACUGCCGGAAUGAUAUUUCUCUAGAUUUAUGUCACCGCUGCAUUGAGGACGCCAUUAAGAGUAUUCUAGAUCUUUGCAAUGAUCAACCUAAAGAGGCCAUUGUCUUUUAUGAGGAAUGCAUGUUACGCUAUGCAAACCGCAUGAUCUUCUCAACUAUGGAGCUCACCCCAAACUAUACGAAUUGCGACUUAGUCUAUUAUACCAACCGUGAUAUCAAAGAGGCUAUCAAGUCAACCCUCAAAUCACUAGUCGACGAAGCAACCAAGGAAAGUAAAUCAUCGAGUUAUUACUUUGCAUCUAAGCCUAUGAUUCGUAUAGUGGAUAGCUUCUGCCUUUAUUGCGUUUCUUCGAUUACUCAAGCGACUGAAGAGGAGUUUGUGAGAAAUGAUUGGGAAUGCGACGAUACCAAGGGCACCUAUACUAGUAAUGGUACUUUUAGUUUAAACCUUAAACUUGCAUUUUCCAAUCUCACGGCCCUCUCUUCUUCACGCAUCUUCUCCAACGUCACGGUCGGAUCUGAUGACGAUGAGGCUAACAAAGUCUACGCCCUUUAUGACUGCCGGAAUGACAUUCCCCUUGAUAAAUGUCACCGCUGCAUUGAGGAUGCCAUCGAGAGUAUUCUAGAUCUUUGUAAUGAUCAACCUAAAGAGGCCAUUGUUAUAUAUGAGGAAUGCAUGUUACGCUAUGCAAAUCGCACAAUCUUCUCAGCUAUGGAGCUCACCCCAAACUAUACGAGUUGCGCCUUAGAAUAUUACACCAACCGUAUGAUCAAAGUGGCGAUCAAGUCAAACCUCGAAACACUAAUGAGCAAAGCAACCAAGGAAGGUUCAUCAUUAUUGAGUAACUUUGCAACUAAGUAUGUGAGUGAUAUAGUAGGAGAUAGGUUCUUUUACUUUUUGGUGCAAUGUACACCAGAUCUAAGCAAGGUAGAAUGCAAGGAAUGUUUGACGGAUGCCUUAAAUUUCACAGUCGAUUCGUGUGCGAGUUAUAACCGAUUAGGAGGUCAAAUUAAGGGGCCAAGUUGCCAAAUGAGAUAUGAUGUUAAACGUUUCUUUAAUGUGUCGUCGUCCGACUAUAGCUCUACUCCUAUGAGUUCCAAGUCCAAGGCUAAACUUUCUUUCCUUAUCGUAAUCAUAUGUGUGGUUUUUGUCUUUGCAUUGUUGGUUAAAAUAAUUUGUCGAAGAAAAUCUUAA